CCCGCCGCCCGGCCCGGCCCGGCUCCGCUCGCCAUGGGAGAUGUGGUCUCCACGCACCUGGACGAGGGUCGCCGCCAGCACAUCGCGGAGAGGACGGGGAAGGUGCUGGGCGAGUUCUGCCGCUGCUACAAGGAGCAGUUUGGGGUCGCUCUCUUCAACAGCGUCCGCUAUGAGAUCGAGGGCGCGGGGAGCCCGCAGGCCCAGCUGCUGCACCGCAAGGUACCACUGGAGGACCACGUCAUCUACUCAGGCAACAUCUUCCAGUACAUUGAGGAGAGCAAGAAGUGGAGGAACCGCUUCUGCGUGGUGCCCCACAACUACGGGCUGGUCCUCUACGAGAACAAACUGGCCUAUGAGCGGGAGCAGCCACCCCGGGUGUUGGUCAACAGUGCUGGCUACAAGGUCCUCACCUCCGUGGAGCAGUACCUGGAGCUGGUCAACAACAGCCUGCCUGGUGUGACACCGAAAUCUGGGCACUCUCCCAUCCUGAAGUGCCCCACGGAUUUCCCCCUGGUGCUGUGGCACCCCUAUGCCAGGCACUACUAUUUCUGUGUGAUGACGGGCAAGGAGCAGGAGAAGUGGCGGGCGGUGUUCCAGGACUGCGUGCGGCACUGCAACAACGGGAUCUCGGAGGACUCCCGGGUGGAGGCUCCCGCCUUCACGGACGCCAUCCGCAUGUACCGGCAGUCCAAGGAGCAGUACGGCACCUGGGACAUGCUCUGCGGCAACGAGACCCAGGUCCUGAGCAACCUGGUGAUGGAGGAGCUGCUCCCCGAGCUCAGGAGCACCAUCGGGCCCCGGCUGAAGGGCAAAGCUCCGGAGCGCCAGCGGACCUGGAUCCAGGUGUCAGAUGCUGUCUAUAGGAUGGUCUAUGAGCUGGCCAAGGCACAGUACGAUGCAGCUGUGGCCAGGUGUGAGCAGGAGCGGCCGCAGCUGGAGAGCACCAUCCGCACGGACAUGGACCAGAUCAUCACCUCCAAGGAGCACCUGGCCAGCAAGAUCCGAGCCUUUGUCCUGCCCAAGGCAGAGGUCUGUGUCCGUAACCACGUGCAGCCCUACAUCUCCUCCAUCCUGGAGGCCCUGAUGACCCCCACGAGCCAGGGCUUUGCUGAGGCACGGGAGGUGUUCUUCAAGGAGGUCACCGACAUGAACAUGAACGUGGUCAACGAGGGCGGCCUGGAGAAGCUGGUGGAGUACAUGGAGAAGCUCUCCCACCUGGCCUUCCACCCCGUGAAGAUGCAGUCGUGCUAUGAGAAGAUGGACCAGCUGAAACUGGAGGGUCUGCAGCAGCGAUUCGAUGUCUCCAGCACAUCUGUCUUCAAGCAGAGGGCCCAGAUCCACAUGAGACAGCAAAUGGACGAUGCUGUGUACACCUUCGAGACCCUGCUGCACCAGGAGCUGGGCAAGCUGCAAGGCAAGGACGAGCUGUGCAAAUCCAUCCAGCGCAUCCUCGAGAGGGUGCUCAAGAAAUUCGACUAUGACAGCAGCACUGUGAGGAAGAAGUUCUUCAGGGAGGCCCUGCUGCAGAUCACCAUCCCCUUCCUGCUGAAAAAGCUGGCACCCACCUGCAAGGGGGAAUUAGCCAAGUUCCAGGAGCUGAUCUUCGAGGACUUUGCCAGCUUCAUCCUGGUGGAGAACACCUACGAGGAGGUGGUGCUGCAGUCAGUGAUGAAAGACAUCAUGCAAGCUGUGAAGGAGGCGGCCGUGCAGCGCAAGCACAACCUGUACAGGGACAGCAUGGUGAUGCACAACAGCGAUCCCAACCUGCACCUGCUGGGAGAGGGCCUGCCCAUCGACUGGAGCGAGGAGUACAGCGGGCAGCCCGAGGAGCCGGCGGCCGAGCGGCGCCGCAGGGCCAAGCAGGUGGUGUCGGUCAUCCAGGACGACGAGGGGGCCCUGCCCUAUGGGGCUGAGGCCCUGCUGCAGCCCGGCUCCCCUGAGGCAGGGCAGGCAGAGCAGGCACAGCCCGGGGCGCCCCCCAGCCCCCCGGAUGCGGUGCAGGAGAUCCGGGAGGCGCUGGCACAGCAGAGCCUGGAGGACGGUGCCAGGCUGGAGGAGCGGCUGAUGAACGGCACCGAGGGCAGCGGGGCCAGCGAGGAGGGCGUGCUGCUGGCAGGGGGUGCCACACAGCAGGGCCCAGCCCGGGAUGGGGACGGGGUGAGCUGUGCCACAGCUGCAGCACCAGCACCUGGAGCUGAGGUUCCAUCAGGAACGGGCAGAGAUCGUGUCACACCAGCGUCCUCACCUGUCCCUGGAGCUGAGAUCCCUUCAGGAAUGGGCAGAGAACGUGUCACACCAGCGUCCUCACCUGUCCCUGCAGCUGAGAUCCCUUCAGGAAUGGGCAGAGAACGUGUCACACCAGCAUCCUCACCUGUCCCUGGAGCUGAGGUGACAUCAGGGGGGCAGCGUGUCACACCAGCGUCCUCACCUGUCCCUGGAGCUGAGGUCCCGUCAGGAGCUGGGACACGCCGGCCUGCACCAGCACCCCCUGUGCCUGGAGCUGAAGUGUCAUCAGGGGGGCAGUGUGCCACACCAGCACUGUCACCUGUCCCUGGAGCUGAGGUCCCAUCAGGGACUGGGAGACGUCCUGCACCAGCAUCACCUGUGCCCAGAGCUGAUGUCCCAGCAGAGGCUGAGGUGCCCCCUGUCACACCAAGAUCAUCUGUGCCAGCUUCCCCCGGCUCUGCAGCUGAUGUCCCAUCAGGGGCUGAGGUGCCACAUGUCACUCCAAGAUCUUCCAUCCCAGCAUCUGUGACCAGAGCUGAUGUCCCAUCAGAGGCUGAGGCGCCACACGUCACGCCAAGGUCAUCCGUGCCAGCAUCCCCUGUGCCCAGGGCUGAUGUCCCAUCAAUGCCCAGCGUGCCACAGGGCAUAGCAGCCUCGGCCAGCCCCCGAGCCAGUGUCACAGCAGAGGCCGAGGUGCCCCGUGUCACAGCAGCACCACCUGGAGGGCACAGCCCAUCAGCAGCGUGUCACCAGCACGGUGACAAGGAGCCAGGCGAGCCCAGGGGCACCACAGAGAGCGGUGAGGGGGUGCAGACUGAGUUCUAGCCCCAGCCCCUGCCAUGGACUGGCCCCGGUGACACUGGGGCUGAGGGAGGGGGACAGGACCCCCGGGAUGGAGAGCAGCACUGUGGGAGAGGGAGGGGAUGGGGACACCCAGACCUUACUGCCCAAGGGGGUCCCACUGCCACAGCCCCAUGGGUCUGACUGGGGUGGCCCCAGCCUGGCUUGGGGCAUCCCCUGCGCUCUGCUCUGUCCUUCUUCUGCCUUAUUUUCUUUCCUACUGAGGAGAUGCUUUACUGAAGAGCUUUACCUGCCCCCCACACCAGUGCCUGGGGCUGCUGGGGGGGCUGGCACUCGCCCUGCUGAGGGAGGGUGUGUGGGACACUCCUGGCUGUCCCCGGGGUUGUCCCUUCCCCAGUCUGGGGUGUUUCCUCAGAGCCUGCCCACUGCCACCCAUCCAGGGGGGGUUUCUGGGAGCGUGCCCACUGCCAUCCCCACCUGGCCAGCUCCAGGAGUGCCAGUGGGAGCGGGAACUGCAGGGGAUGAUGGCAAACAGGAUGGCAAAUGGGGACAUGACAGGGACAGCAAUGCUGGGGGGCUUGAGCCACCACUGAGGGCGAGAGCACUGGGAUAGCUGUGGGUUGCUGGUGCCCAGACUGGGCUGACAGCAUCCAAGUUGGGCUUACAGCAUCCAGACUGAGCUUACAGCAUCCAGACUGAGCUUACAGCGUCCAGACUGAGCUUACAGCGUCCAGACCGGGCUCCUGGUACCCAGGCUGGGCUCACAGCACCCACCCCCAGCCACCCUCACCCCCAGGAGCUAUUUCAGGAGCUAUUCUAAGGUCAGAGUUCAGUCUCUGGGGAAGGUGGCACCCAGGCUGUGUCCCAGCUGUGCCAGGCAGGACUGGGAUAAUUCCAGGCUCAGCUUGCUGUGCAGUGGAGAGGUCCCAGCCCUUGCCCUCCACAUCUCCUCAGCACCUCCCAUGGCUGGUUUCUCCAGUUUUGCAGGUUUUGGCAUCUGCUGUGCUGGCUGAGCAAAGAGCAGGGGGUUGCUGACCCCUCUGUGUGUCAUGAGGACAGGAGUGCUGCAGCCCCCACAGAGUGAUGCCAAAAGUCCUGGAGGUGCUGGGGGUCUGCAGGACCCCUGGGUGUGACACCUGGAGCAGGGAGCAGCACCCCAACACCCACCUGUGCCCAGCCUAACCCACCCAGGGGGGCCCCCAAAGUGUCUUGGGACGCCCCCCUCAAAGUGCCUUUCUCUGUGAACUUCAAACCUGUCUCUUCCAGGAUAUUUUAUUAAGAAAGUUAUACAAAUGUUUAAAGAUAUGCUUAUAAUAAUUAAUAAAAUGGAAAAGCUUUAUUUAAA
Molecule: messenger RNA, 4372 nt
Organism: Melospiza melodia melodia
Lineage: Eukaryota; Metazoa; Chordata; Aves; Passeriformes; Passerellidae
Gene: NIBAN2
Product: niban apoptosis regulator 2
Exons: 14
Coding region: 34-3051 (1005 amino acids)
Source: RefSeq, a predicted model, not a curated record